Parathielavia appendiculata is the source of this 1028-nucleotide messenger RNA. RefSeq names its product ras-domain-containing protein. Gene Ontology annotation, cellular component: Golgi apparatus; recycling endosome. Gene Ontology annotation, molecular function: GTPase activity; GTP binding. The record is from RefSeq and is a predicted model, not a curated record. The coding region runs from base 1 to 642 and encodes 213 amino acids. The transcript has 5 exons. Lineage: Eukaryota; Fungi; Ascomycota; Sordariomycetes; Sordariales; Chaetomiaceae. Gene Ontology annotation, biological process: exocytosis.
AUGGCCAACGACGAGUACGAUUUCCUAUUCAAAGUGGUGCUGAUCGGAGACUCGGGCGUCGGAAAGUCCAAUUUGCUCAGCCGGUUCACGCGCAAUGAGUUCAACCUAGAUUCCAAGUCGACCAUUGGCGUCGAGUUCGCCACAAGGUCCAUCCAGAUCGACAACAAGACCAUCAAGGCGCAGAUUUGGGAUACGGCGGGCCAGGAGCGGUACCGCGCCAUCACCUCAGCCUACUACCGGGGCGCCGUUGGCGCCCUGCUCGUCUACGACAUCAGCAAGAGCCUCUCGUUCGAGAACGUGACGCGGUGGCUGAAGGAGCUGCGGGACCAUGCCGACAGCAACAUCGUCAUCAUGCUCGUGGGCAAUAAGACAGACCAGCGGCACUUGAGAGCCGUGCCGACAGAGGACGGCAAGAACUUUGCUAGCGAGAAUGGGCUCUCCUUCAUCGAGACAUCGGCCCUCGAGGCGACCAACGUCGACCUCGCUUUCCAGAACAUCCUCACCUCCAUCUACCAGAUCGUGUCGAGCAAGAGCCUGGCGGAGGAAGGGGCAGACGUCGGCAAAAAGUUCGAUCCGAGGGAAGGGAACAACAUCUCGCUCAGCCAGGAGGGGACGAAGCAGGAGAAACAGGGCUGCUGUUGAUUUCUGGCUCCGUCACGGUUGCAUGGCGUCGCUUAUGUCUGAUACGAACUGGGAAAUGCUUACGGCCAUGGGGGACACGGAUCUGCUACACCUCUUGGGAUGUUUGGGGCGGUGAAUACUUGAGGGGGGUUGUUCUAGUUUUCUCCCUUUUGUUAUGCUUUCCCAUGUGCUGGUCUGUUGGGAUUUGAUGGUUGUCUCGAACCAUCCUUGAUGCAUGGGUUACGAGGCGGUUAGGCAGCUGAAUGGACCCGGGGUUGAUACCCGUUUCCAACGUACCGUGGGCAAGGCGACUCAUUUCGCUAAGCCACCCACUCUCCUGCGGUGGGCGACCUGAACCCGACUAGCCCACGUGUAGGUCUAGCCGUGGGUUGACCGUUGGCCAUGAU